Messenger RNA from Pisolithus orientalis, 1639 nucleotides. RefSeq lists its product as uncharacterized. Lineage: Eukaryota; Fungi; Basidiomycota; Agaricomycetes; Boletales; Pisolithaceae. The transcript is spliced from 12 exons. Bases 137 to 1579 code for a protein of 480 amino acids. The record is from RefSeq and is a predicted model, not a curated record.
GCGUUGAGCAGGUGACAAUAGCGUAUUCACAACCACCAGACAGGCGCGCCUGCUAACUAGUCGGGACUGCAUUGUCCGAGGACAGGUAUAUUGUCUGAUUUCGAAUGUUAAUACUGACUCCCAUACAUUCUUUACCAUGAGCGAUUCAGUUUCACCCGCAAAGCAUCGUGACAAGACUGUGAAGGUCAAGUACUCAGCCAAGGGCAAGCGGAGGAGGAAUGCAGCAAAAGAUCAUACCAAAGCAGUCCCAGGAGAAGAGUCAGAUGCGCCUAGUGAGGCAUCACACGCGCCAGCGUCCUCCGAGGUGGUCUCAGAGGUACCAGAGGGAAGUCCUGGUUCCAAGGCGGCGGACAUGAAUUUACCAGGUCCAUCUCCCAAGCCGCGAAGACAAAACUCCGAAGAGAGUCGGAGCCCUUCUAAACCCCCCAGUACAUCGACACACCACCGGACGUCAUUGUCACCAUCUGUUCGGCACCGACAGGAGAGCUCGGCUACUAAGCCACCUUCAUUGAGAGGGCGGCCAACGAGUCCGUCAGAUGAUGCUGACGAGACAGAGUCCGUCGCUGAAUCUUCGUCUGGGACUCGAAUCUAUAGAAGUGAACCAGAGCGGAUCGAAUAUUUCAAGAAACAGCCCGAAUGCGGUGAAUUGGAACCACAUCGCGCAUUCUGCACGCGAUGUGACAGCUGGAUAAACCUCGGAAAGGGACGAACAUAUAUCGUGCGGCCGUGGGAGAGACAUCGAGCGAAAUGUGAUCCCAAGCCACCAACCGCGAAAGAGACCAAGCCAACCUCAACAGAGGAUGUGACUGAAGUAAAGGAAGACGAACCCGCGCCUAUAUCGCUUCACCUGAGUGUGGCAAUGUCCCCAGGAAAAACUGAACCUUCGUUAACGCCGGAAGACAAGCCUCCCAGCAAAACCGAAUCGUUGAGGCUGGCCAUAUUGCAAGCCGACUUUCGUGCACAGGAGAUAAAGCCUCACGAAGUGUUCUGUCGAGCGUGCCAGAAAUGGAUUAAGUUGUCUCCUCACCAACCGUAUGUCCUGACCAAUUGGCAAAGUCACCAGCAACAUUGCACGGGUUCUACUCCCCAAAGCAGAAUAGCUACUACAGAGAGAAAGAUUGCUUUGUUGAACGACCCACAGGUGAAGGCACUUACCACGAGGAGUAUUUGUUGUGCAUGCUGUAAGGACACGGUGAUGCUGGGGGGAGAAGUGGACUAUGACCACACGAAAUGGAACGAGCAUAAGAAGACAUGUAUCCCCGUGACCCCAGCUGUUCCGACGACGGCUUCCAAGGCUCUUUCAUCGCGUCUAUCAUUCCCGCCUCCUACACCUGGCAACGUCACUACCCCGACGCCCAUAAGCAGAACCUCAUCACGAAGCCUGAUAUUUCCUCGAAGCUCCUUGACUGACGCGCCCAGACUUGGAGACAAGCGUGCACGCGAAGAGGGGGGGACGGAAGUCGUCGAGGACAGCCGACCCUCGAAUCAGAGGGAGCCCCCUGGCCCGUGGGGAUGGUUCAUGCAGCCGCUAAAGGCGUUUAUCCGUGGCUUCCGGGAGGGCUUAGGAACUCCUACGUAACAGCCGGAAGCGUACAUACAUAUAAGUACAAUUGGAGUGAUUAAGUACGCGGUCCAUGAC